Messenger RNA from Mercenaria mercenaria, 1120 nucleotides. Its product is annotated as chitinase-3-like protein 2. The record is from RefSeq and is a predicted model, not a curated record. Gene Ontology annotation, biological process: chitin catabolic process; carbohydrate metabolic process. Lineage: Eukaryota; Metazoa; Mollusca; Bivalvia; Venerida; Veneridae. Bases 68 to 1120 code for a protein of 350 amino acids. Gene Ontology annotation, molecular function: chitinase activity; chitin binding. Gene Ontology annotation, cellular component: extracellular region. The transcript is spliced from 4 exons.
AUUUGCAUCCCUUAGGAAAUAUACGUUUGAUACUUUUGUUACUUAAAUAAAUAAAAAAAAAAAUACUAUGAAGGGAGUUUUAUUGUUCAUUAUUGUUUCUGGAUUUGCAUUUUACUGUACACAGGCUUGUCAAGCGUCUGAAUUGAAGAACUUCUGCUAUUUCACAAACUGGUCGAACAAAUUAGCGAACUUUGACGCCAGAUUUAACAUCCGGGACAUUAAUGCAACGUUGUGUACACAUCUUAUUUACGCUUUUGAGAACAUUGAUGGAACCAGUAUGAAACUUAUACCAUCUCAAAAUGACGAUGACAAUGGUCAACUCGUAAAUAAGAAAGGAAGAUAUUUCGAUUUUAAUAAGUUAAAAAAAGAACAUCCGAACUUAGUGACGCUAUUGUCUAUAGGCGGUGCUUCGGCUAGAAAUGGCGGAUUUAUACAAGUCGUUCAUUCGCCACAAACGAUGAAGUUGUUCUCCAGGAAUGUCGCGAUAUAUCUGAGGGAUCGCGAUUUCGACGGUAUCAAUAUUGAUUGGGAAUGGCCAGACGAUAUAUAUCGCAACAAAUACUCAACAUUGCUGAAGAUAAUGAGGGAGGAGUUCGACAAAGAGUCUGACAGAACCAGGAAACCACGCCUAUUGAUUUCAAUAGCGGUAGCCGUCGGGGAACAAACAAUUACUGACUCGUACAACAUUUCAGAAAUUUCAUUAGAUUUUAAUGCUCUUCCACUUCAGACACAAAAUGCUACAACAGUUGCUUCAUUUAAGCGGAUGUUAAAUAAAGAUCUACCAAAUGUUCCCGGUUACUUCUAUUCUGGUGACCGCAAACUGCAAGUCCUUCAUACAAGAUUGCGUACCCACUGCAGCUCUCUAUCAUCUGAUUUAUUUGAGAAAAAUAUCAUUGACUCUCCUUUGUGCACAUGCGGUGAAAUAGAAAACUCUUACCACUACUUCCUUGUCUGUCCAAAAUACACAAAUCUACGCACUGAUCUACUAACCACUAUUUCCCAGUUCUGUAACCCUUCCAUCAAUGUCAUCGUUAAGGGUAAUAGUUCAUUAUCUCUCGACACCAAUAUAUCAAUCUUUAUUGCUGUCCAAAAAUACAUAAGAGAAACGAAACGAUUCUAG